GCUCGAUCUAAGAAGCGUAUCACCACGUGACUUUUACAAGACAUGAUAUUCAUAUUGAACUUCAACCAGGCGAGGUCGCCCGUAUGCUGAUUCCCUGGCAAUUACCCGGACGAUCGAUAGCAUAAUCCCGAAGCUCAGGCCGACCAGCAGGCCCACUGUGCUCGCUCAGCGCACGCUCCUCAGUCAUGUCGUUGCGUGGGCGUGAUUUCGUUAUCUUACACAUCAUCCGCAUAAUUCGUUCAUCCAUCUCGUCGGGUCCCAUAAAGACGGGCGGGGGAUGGGCUCACCUCCCAUCCCGCUCAUCCCAACCUAGCCUACAAUGUCUACCGCCUUCCUCGCCGCUGUCGCUGCCCGCCGCAGCCGCUACGCGCUCUCGCCCAAGUCCUCCAUCCCGGACGAAAAACUCGAGGGCAUCAUCAAGAGCGCCCUGCUGAACGCGCCCUCGUCCUUCAACUCGCAGUCCGCGCGCGCAGUCCUCGUUCUCGGAGAAAAGAACCAGAAGCUCUGGUCGCUGGUGCGCGAAUCGGCUGUCGCCGGUCUUGAUGGCGACCGCAAAGACGCAGCGGAGAAACGAAUCGACGGCUUCACGAACAGCUACGGGUCUGUCCUGUUCUGGGAGGACCAGGCCGUCGUCGACGGGCUGAUCGCCAAGAUACCUGCAUACGCCACGCAGUUCCCGGUGUGGAGCCAGAACGGGGCGGGCAUCCUGCAGUACAUCGUGUGGACCGCUCUGGACGCGGAGGGACUCGGCGCCUCGCUGCAGCACUACGGAGCGAAUCCCGCCCUCGCGAGCGCCAUCAGAGCCGAGUUCGGUCUCCCGGAGACAUGGACGUCGAGUGCCAUCAUGCCGUUUGGUGUUCCUGCUGCCGAUGCCGCCGCGAAGAGUUUCGCGCCGAUCGAGGACCGAUUCAAAGUCUUCAAGGAUUAAGGGAGGACGACCAAUGACCUUGCAGAGUGCCAUCGUAGAUAUCGCCAUGAUUUGGUCAAAGUAGAGGCUUGCGCUUAUCAAGAUCUAGGAUAGAAAACUUCGGGUAUAUCAUCAUCUGUACAAGUACAACUCAUGUCACUUACACCGGUCCUGCAAUGGAUGUCGCAGUUGAAGACUGCUCGCCAGGGACAAGUCUAGCUCCUCGUGAUUAUCAACCAUCCCCUCGAUUUCCCUUUCGCUCCAGACAUCAGUCUCGUACACGAGAACUUGCGUCUUCAUCGUCCGUAUCGGCCUUAAAGACACUGCCCGGUUGCGGGCGUGUUUUCACUCGACGUCGCUGACAGGGAUCGAGUGGUCUUCUGCGGCUUGUUUGAGCGCAACUGUAGCCUUCCCAAUACUCUGGCCUGCUUUGCGCAUGCGAACACGUCUACUGGGUGACCCAUUAGCGCACGCAGCCAUUACCACAUGAGAAAUGCGAUAUGCGUCAUUCCGGGGGCUGUGGUAAAGAGUGCGAAUGCAGUCUCAAAUUGAGAUUCGGGGGCAAGUCGUCUGACGCUGGAUCGUCUUAUGAUGGAAUAAUUUGCUCGAGGGGGUGGAUGAUAAAAGAUCGAAGCGGAGCCGAAAACGCAAGACACGAGACCAAGGACGGAUGGGUAUGCUGUCCUACGAUUCAAUCCGGAAUAGAAUUGUCGGCUAUUCAGCAGAGUUCGAGGUCACAAGAGUGUGGAGACGAGCAUUCCGGUCAGUUAGAAUGGAAGGUUUGGCGAAGGACUCCUCCAUCAAGCAAAGAGAUGAUCUGCAGCGCCAAGUUGCCGGCCAAGCCUGACUGGUCUCGAAAGGAAAGACUUGGAAAUCCAGGCAGUGCUGCCUCUGAUCCCGGGGAAGCCAAGAUGGAUAUCUGGUCCAUGGUCCAUUUUUGACGUUAUCCGUCUAAACCUUGAGAUAGGGUAUCUGUGUGGCAAUCAAGCAUUGGUACAGUAUGUAUAUCGCGUUGGUCCGGGUUUCGAUGAGCGUCGACGUCAUAGGACAAAUGAUCACGUGGGUCUGAAGAUGCUUGCGUGACCUGGAUUGGCUUUGUCUCAGCGCACAGUUGGUCACUGGCCAGUCGAAAUUUCGGGCCCCAGAUUCGAACAUCCCAUCCCUGGAUCAGCGUCUCGAGGCCGAGAGCCAUUGCCGAGCAGGAACCCGACCCCGGAUGCGGACACUGCCAUCACGACGCGUCGCGAUAGUAUCGCGUCGCUGCCUGCACAGAAGGCCCCUCUUCCCCAGCCCCUCGUCCUCCUCUCUACACCCAUGAGGUUUAGCACGGUUCUGCCUUCCAGAUGGCCCCGACUUCUCUCUCUUCUCCUCGCGUGGGUACGGGCCUAGGUGUCCAUGGCAUUCGGAAUCAACGCGUUUGGCCAUGUGGACAAGAGAAAACCCGUUCUGUUCCACAAGAUCCCCGCUUCGACGCUCGUUCGUGUCGAUUCAAGCGAUAUAUCCUCUGUCGGUGCCGUAGUCGCAACUGUAUCCGCGCUCAUUCUAAUUCUAUCGGCAUGCACCGCUUCCCUGGUGCUUCUCACCCUUGAGUCUCUGCGGCGCACCAGGACCGGGUGGCAUACCCGGACCCUCCCCGCACAAUCGGCUUCGCUCGCGUUUCUUAGCUUGUGGUCAUUUCCAGCGCAGAUCCCGGCUUCUAUUUUCGUGGCGUCGCGCGUCACGGGCCGCGCGAGUCUCGCUUGUUCUCGAUGGAGUGCGAGUUCCGAGCAGUGUCAUGCCGAGGAGAUUCGAGCGAGGCGGUUGAUAGUGCGACGAACGCUCGCAAGGACUUCUGC
This is a messenger RNA of Mycena citricolor, 2742 nucleotides long. Lineage: Eukaryota; Fungi; Basidiomycota; Agaricomycetes; Agaricales; Mycenaceae. The record is from the annotation of a GenBank genome assembly.